This is a messenger RNA of Stomoxys calcitrans (stable fly), 2330 nucleotides long. Its product is annotated as zinc finger protein GLIS2 homolog. Bases 900 to 2138 code for a protein of 412 amino acids. NCBI's taxonomy places the organism in Eukaryota, Metazoa, Arthropoda, Insecta, Diptera, Muscidae. Gene Ontology annotation, molecular function: DNA-binding transcription factor activity, RNA polymerase II-specific; RNA polymerase II cis-regulatory region sequence-specific DNA binding. Gene Ontology annotation, cellular component: nucleus. The transcript is spliced from 3 exons. The record is from RefSeq and is a predicted model, not a curated record. Gene Ontology annotation, biological process: regulation of transcription by RNA polymerase II; smoothened signaling pathway.
CACGAUGAAGUCCUUCAUCUGCGAGGGCUGCCGCUUCAGUGUACAACUCAUUGCUACAACAACAACAAAAUCCGGCAAUCGCUGAAUAAAGAAGUUAUUUUAGGCUUUUGACCCAUUCAGAACAUAUUUAGUAUGGAUAUUAAAAGACACAACGGAAAACCACAUAGAAAGUUGCAGAUAUAUGCAUCAGAUAACAGACAGUCGGGCGGACAAUGCUUUGUGGACCUAGAAUGUCAUUGCUGCUAAAAAAAUACAUACAUACAUAGUAUAUGCUUUCUGGCACUAGUUCGAGGUGGUAAAACGGAAUGACAAUGUUGGGAUAUCCCCAACACCGCCCGAUACGAGACGGCUGUGAGCAUCACACAGGUUGGAAAUCUGAGCUCUAAUUUAUGUGGUGUUCAUCGUCAUCACGAGAAGCUCAGCUGGAGGCCAAGGGGCGCGUCUCCACGUUGCGGACAGUAAAAUGCUUUACAUACGAAGCGGCUGAAACUGCAGUGGCGGACAAUCAGCUAUAUCAAGUGGAGAGUCUCAGUGAGCGGCCGGACGGCAUCGGCUCUUGCUAAAAUACUGAGUGCCCAUGUUACUCGAUAUGACAAGGCAAGUUAUUGGCGCCUUUAAAUAACCAAUGGCCAGAAUGUUCCCCUAGGGAUCGACCUUGCUCACCUAUGGAGCUUGACCAACAUCGCUACCUCCAACAACUAUUGUGAAGGGUAAACAAAUAUAACUGAAGAGUCAUGCUUACAGCAUAUUUUUAUACAUGAUUCGUAAGAUCAUGCCAUCACCCGUUUGGAACACCGUCAACGCCGUUCUAUUCACCAUAUCAUACACCACCAUACACGUUGAAUGUGGGCCCCAACAAUACUAGCCCAUGGCCAGAGUAUACAUAUCCUCCAGCUAGCAUGAACGAGGAUGUUUUACAAAUGCAACAGCAACAGCAACAUCAACAGCAGUUACGGUUUCCAACACCACCUAUAACACCUCCCAGAAGUUUUAAUUCACCUGAGCAAGAACUACAACCACAACCACAACAGCAACAUCAACACCCUGUGGAAUUACAACAUCAACUAACUACACCUCAACGUACACAAUCAGUCAUUAUGAAAAUUGGCCAUGACCAAAGUCCUCACUAUUUACCAGCCGAUUUGCCUUAUACUAAUACAACAAUACAUCGCGGUGGCGAUAAUCAUCCACAUCAUCAAAAUCAUGAUACACCAAGCAGUGGUACUUCAUCUCCUAGCUCCAAUAAUGAUUUUGUGUGCGAUUGGGUCGAUUGUGGAAGAUACUUUGAAAGCCUUGAAUUCUUGGCAAUUCAUGUUACCCAAAUCCAUGCAGUAGCUUCAAUAAUAGAUGGCCUUUACUAUUGCCGUUGGGCUGGAUGUCAUCGCACCCAAAGGGGUUUUAAUGCUCGCUACAAAAUGUUGGUACAUGUUCGCACUCACACCAAAGAAAAACCCCAUCAGUGUCACUUGUGCAGUAAACGAUUUUCACGUGCGGAAAAUCUCAAAAUCCACAUACGUUCCCAUUCGGGCGAAAAACCCUACAUCUGCUCGUUUGAAGGUUGCAACAAGGCCUAUUCGAAUUCAUCGGAUAGAUUCAAGCACACACGAACCCAUUCAAUGGAAAAACCUUACAUGUGUAAAGUUCCGGGUUGCCAGAAACGAUAUACCGAUCCCUCAUCCCUAAGGAAACAUGUAAAGACCUUUAAGCACUCUGUGCAAAUGGUGCAUCCUAAGCCAACAACUUCUCCACCAACGUACAUGCAUCAGCAACAAUAUCAACAUCCCAUUCAUAAUAGUCCAGAUGAAUCUCGUUUCUCACCCUUGGAAACCCAGGAACAAACAUAUCCCUCAUAUCACCUAGUAAUGACAGCAGCGCCAACAGCUGCAGUAGGCCAAGAUUCAUUUUGUAUGGCCAUGGAAGAAAUGUGCCACAUAAGAGCUACCUUGGAUUGCUAUAAAACCACACCGCACAGGCCGGUGGACUCUGACAAUUAUUGGUUAAACGAUGAGGCUGAAACAAAAUCGCCGCCAAAUUUUCAUUCGCAUUUUCACAGCCCCACCUUGACGCGAGGAGAUGAGCUAACAUUGGACUUGACAUCGGAUAAGCCUCUAGACUUAAGAGUUAAUCGUUUGAGUUAAACUACAUGUGCAAAUUACUUGCAUUGAGUAUUAGAUUGCUUUGUCUAAAAAGCAAAACAAUGAGCACUAUAAAAUUCUAGUCUGACUUUAGUCUUCCUUCUUUUUUAGAUUUAUGUAUAUUAAAUAGAUUUUCUAUAUAACUUGUUACUUUAACCUUUAUGGGUUAAAUAAAAAAAAGACUGUUUUAAUGUU